This is a messenger RNA of Gongylonema pulchrum, 297 nucleotides long. Lineage: Eukaryota; Metazoa; Nematoda; Chromadorea; Rhabditida; Gongylonematidae. The record is from the annotation of a GenBank genome assembly.
UGUCCACUUCAGCUAACGUCACACAUACUUUGGGAGUGCCGCCGUGAAGGUUUCGUCCAGCCAAUUGCAGCAGUUCUGCCACGUGCGUUGCUGUGCGCCUAUCGAGUAGCCGAUGUGAAGGAAUUUGUUGCAUUGAGUGCGCAGAUGCUCAACACCCGAUCAUUCCCAUGCUUCGCUUCGAUCACUGAACAGAUCGCUGCCAAUCUAAAUCUGAUUCGUAGCGGAUAUCCACCGCUUGUGCCCGUUCUUGGCACCAACAUCUCUCAAGCCGAGGUUCGCUCUCAGCUUCACUUCUAA